CGCUGUGUGUACUUUCCAGAUGCACUGUAUAUAGGCUGUAGGUAUAAAUAGGCCGACUAAGAAAUAAUGGAAACGUUCUCAACAGCAGAGAACUCUACUAGGAUAACUAGUCAUUUCAAAGUUUUGGUUGUCUUUAUCCAUGUCAGAGACGAUGACAUCUUUGAUUAAUUUGCACAAAAUUGGAAGAAAAAUCAGUUUGUUUAUUAUCAGAGGCUAGUAACAUGCUGAUUAAUGAAGCUAAAUUGAGACGGGGAAAAACGUUAUUGUCUAAAGGCGCCACGUUAACUUGUCCUGACACAGACCUGCCUUAGCUGAACCAUAGGAGUAUUAUAUCAGACUGAUGAAGAUAGUUUCACUUUGCUUCAUUCUUGUUUUCUGCAACGUGUUUAGGCGAAAGAUGUUAGUAUCCAUCUAUAUUGCUGCUCACCGUGUCUACGCUACUGUUGUUAAAAUAACCGCGCCUGCAACUCUACAUAUCAGGAGGUACCUUAUGUCUAUGGCAGGAAGAGAGAGGCAACGCGCGCGGAGCGGGAUGCGGGAAUGAAGCGCGUUCGGCGGUAGAGAAAAAUAUUAAUUCUCCGUAGUUUUGACACGUUGCUCACUUAAACUGUAAACCGUUGUCAUGAUGCUUCGUGGUCUGAGUGAAACCAAGCCGGGGUCCAGUCCCGAACCGUGGUCCGCUAGGCUAAUUGGUGACCGCUGUUCUAUUGCAUGGAAACAUUUACAAACAAGAAAAUUUCUCCUUUUGUAUUCCAUGAUAUAAAGGAAGUCAUACAGGUUUGGAACGACAUGGAAUACUUUUACAUACUUUUAAAUAAAUGAAAGUUGAAAUUACUGUAUGAUUUGAGAAGAAAGAGACUACAGGCAGGGGGAUAUAUGAGACAUGAAAGCUUUGAAUGAAACAACUAGAUUAUACAGUUUUGCGGUCCUCAUGUAACGAGGAAUUGUAUUGUACCCCAAUGUGUUUCAGAACGCAGAGACGCUCAUAGUCUUAUCGAAUCAAACUAAAUCGGUCUCAGACGAGUGGGUCCACGUUUGCUUUUUCAUGUUCCCGCCUCCUUAGGGCUCCCGUGGUCCUUAGGCGGGGCAGAUGCUGAGUAGAAUGAGAGACGUCAUUACGCCACUCGUGUCACUGCUGAAGGGGUGCUUCAACGCACCCGGUUAAAUCUUUAACCUAAACCCACGCGGCAGUCAAGCCAUAUGUAUUAAAGAGAAUUCUGUGGAAUUCAUCUCUUUGUUUUUCAGAGCACUGCAUGGUUGGAGACAGCAGAUCGGUCUCAUCGGACGGAUACCUGAUCCGGUUAAAAACGUCAGUAUUGGAGCUGAUACCAAUACAGCAGCCUGUCCUCUCGAGCUGAAUCAAUGUUUCUUAAGAGGCAAAGCUCAAGUACAGACAGAGCAGUUUCACAGCAACCAUGAGCACAGCAAAGGCCAGCGGACUGAAAGCGCCCAGCAAGAUUGGCAGACCAGCUGGUGCUGGGGCCACAAAGACUCCUCCUACUACAGCUACUCCUAAACCAACUCAAAAUGACAAGUCCUCCGCUGAAGCCCUAGAAUCAGGAGAGCAAUUCAGCAUUGGAGAUCGAGUCUGGGUGAAUGGAAAUAAGCCAGGUGUCAUUCAGUUUCUAGGAGAGACCCAGUUUGCUCCGGGUCAGUGGGCAGGCAUUGUGCUGAAUGAGCCAAUCGGAAAAAACGAUGGCUCUGUGUCUGGAGUGCGCUACUUUCAGUGUGACACAUUGAAGGGAAUAUUCACACGCCCCUCCAAACUUUCAUGUACAGAAGGUGAGGCGAAUGGGACGACAACAGCCCCCCCGUCCCGUGCUGCCUCACCAACCCCGUCCACUGCAUCAGUAUCUGUUUCCACCAAGAAACCAGCCUCACCCACUAAAACAGCUGCACCGGCCUCAGAAUUAGUGCGGUCGAAGAGUGAAUCUGUGUCCAAUCUAUCAGAAACGGGUUCAGUGAAGAAAGGUGAACGGGAGCUGAAGAUUAAUGAUCGAGUGCUGGUCGCUGGCACAAAAGCUGGUGUAGUGCGUUUCUUGGGUGAAACAGAUUUUGCCAAGGGUGAGUGGUGUGGUGUAGAGUUGGAUGAGCCCUUGGGAAAGAAUGAUGGUGCUGUGGCUGGAACCAGGUAUUUCCAGUGUCAGCCCAAGUAUGGUCUUUUUGCACCUGUGCACAAGGUGACUCGUAUAGGUUUUCCCUCCACUACUCCAGCCAAGGCAAAGACCACUGUGCGAAAGACUGUAACCACACCAGCAGGAUUGAAACGCAGCCCUAGUGCCUCCUCCAUCAGCUCCAUGAGCUCUGUGGCCUCGUCUGCCAGCUGCAAGCCAAGGCGCACGGGACUGCUGACAGAGACCUCGUCGAGGUACACACGCAAGAUCUCUGGCACUACCGCACUUCAGGAGGCUCUGAAGGAGAAGCAGCAACACAUAGAACAGCUCCUCGCUGAGCGUGACCUGGAGCGAGCUGAGGUUGCUAAGGCAACAAGUCAUGUGGGCGAAGUGGAGCAGGAGCUUACAUUGCUAAGGGAAGGCCAGGAGCAGUAUGUAGUGGAGAUGGAGGCCAAAAUGGACCAGUUGCGAGCGCUGGUGGAGGCCGCAGACAGAGACAAGGUGGAGCUGCUGAAUCAGCUGGAAGAGGAGAAGAGGAAGGUGGAGGACCUGCAGUUUCGGGUGGAGGAAGCUUGCAUUACCAAAGGAGAUUUGGAGACACAGACACGACUGGAGCAAGCCCUCCUUAAGGAGCUCGAACGGAGUCUGCUCUUUGAAAAGACCAAAGCUGACAAACUUCAGAGGGAGUUAGAAGACUCUAGGGUGGCUACGGUCUCUGAGAAGACCCGUAUCUUGGAGUUGGAGAGAGAUCUCGCCUUGAGGGACAAGGAUGUAGCUGCCCUCCGCAAGCCACUGGAAGCUGUACCUUGGCAGGAUAGGGCAACUGAUGAACCCACCAUGGCAGCACUCCAGGACGAACUCUGCUCCCUCCGCACACAGCUGGCUGCUCAAGGUGCCAGUCACCAAGCAGAGCUGUCUGUCUUGCGUGAGACGCUUGAGUCUCGAGAAAAAGCACACGGUGACACCCUGGCGCAGCUCCAGGCAUCUUCAGGACGUUUGUCGAAGGAUAACGAACAGCUUUGUCUCAGUCUGGCGAAGGCAGAGGAGGAGAACUUCAAUGUUGUCGAGCAGUGGUGCGCAAAACUAGCUUUAGUCGAGGCCUCGUACCAGCUAGUUAUGGAGGAACUCAAAGCUGCUUCUGGGGCUGAUCAAACUGAAUUGGUGGAACUGCAUAUGGCUUUGGAACAGUUGAAGGCAUCACACAAAUUGGAACUAGAGGAGAUCGGCAACAAUCAUGCUGCUGAAGUCACUGGGUGGACGUAUAAAACCAAAGAGCUACAGGCGCAGCUCCUGGGAGUCACUGAAGAGAAGGAGCAGCUAGUGGAGUCAUUACGCACCAACCUGGAAAAGGUAGAGGAGCAGCACCUGGUGGAGAUGGAGGAGGCCUUAGGCAAACUCCACACUUUUGAGCUCAGGGUAAAAGAGCUAGAGGAAGAGGGGGUUAAGUUGGGGAAUCAGUUGCAGGAAAAGUCUUUGAAAGCUCAAGAGCAAUAUGCAACCCUGGAAACACUACAGUCGCAGCACAAUCAAGGUAACCAGGAGAUGCAAAGGCUAUUAGCCCAACUGGAGUUGGCAAAGGGCAAAGCCAGAUCUCAGGAAGAGAAGGUAGCUGGGUUGAACUCAGUACUAGAGGUCAAACAGCAAGAGUUAAAUGGACUAUUGCAGGACAAGAGCUCUUUGGAGCAACAAGUUACUGUACUGAAACAAAAUCUUGAAACGACAUCUAAUGAUCAAGCCAAAUCUACUCAGACAAAUCAAGAGUUACUUGAGGAGCUCAGGAAGAAAGAGGAACAUUGUACGUCACUUUCUUCUGAAUUGCAAGAUAUCACGAGCCAACUAGCAGGAUUGCAGAGAAAUUUGAAAGCAUGUGAAGAAAAGCGUGACCUGCUGACCAAAGACAAGGUUAAACUUGAGAAUGACAUCAUGGACAUGAUGAAGUCAUCGGGAGACAGUUCUGCUCAACUUACAAUGAUGAAGGAAGAAGUCAACCAGAAAGACAGGAGACUAGAGGAGAUUCAGAACCAGCUUGCCGAGCAGAGUGUGAGGACAGCUCAAGCAGAGGAGAGACACACUCAAGAACAAGUCCAGGCUGAAAAGAGAGCCAAAGACAUUGCUGAGAGACACCAGGCAGAUCUUACCAACCUACAGGAGAAGAUCAAACUCCUGGAGAAGAGCAAUGAAGGGAAUGAAGCUAAAGCCAAAGACAUACAUGCUCUGGGAGAGAAAUCUGUUGCAGAUGCUGUGGAACACCAUUCAAAAGGACUGCAGGGGUUGCAUGCCCAGUUUGAAAAAGCACAACAAGAGUUGCGUGUGUCUCAGGAAGAAUGUCUGGAGCUGAAGAAACGGAUGGAGGAGUUGAUACCCUUCAAAGAAAAGGCUAAGGCCUCAGAGAGUGAAUUACAGACUACACAGGCCUCACUGGAGAGGUUGAGCCAGGACAACAGUCAACUACAGAAAGACAAAUCUGAGGCUCUGGCUCUGGUGAUGCAGCUCAAGAACACGAUGCAAGAAGUGCAGGGCAAGCUGGAUGCUGUAACGCAGCAGAACUCACAGUAUGAAGAGAAUAUGAGUUCUGAGAUUCAGAAGAUCAGCAGUCUCUCUAAAGAGAUUGAGGAGUUUAAACAAGCAGUCACUGAUAAAACUCAGGCAAUGGACUCACUGAAACAACGGAAUGAAAAGCUAACCGCAGAACUCGCCAGCAGCCACAAAGACAGUGACAUUCUGCUAAAUCUCAAAAAGGAGUGUGACAACCUCCAUGAUCAAUUGAAGGAGAUGAAAAAGAGAGAGAGCACUUUAACGAGUAAAUCAGAGAAGGAGAAAGCAGCACUUCAGCAGUCUCUCCAAACACAGAGUGCCUUGAUCUCAGAAAAGGACAAAGAAUUAGACUCUCUGAGAAAUGAGCUCAAAAAGGAAUGUGAUAAAUUCAACGAUCAAUUGAAUGAGAUUAAAACGAGGGAGAGCACUUUAACAAGUGAAUCAGAAAAGGAGAAAGCAGCACUUCAGCAGGCUCUCCAAACACAGAGUGCCUUGAUCUCACAAAAGGACAAAGAAUUAGACUCUCUGAGAAAUGAGCUGGAUGCAGUAAUGCGGCAGAACUCGCAGUAUCAACAGGAUCUGAGUUGUGACGGUCAGAAGAUCAGCAGUCUUUCUAAAAAGAUUGAGGAGUUGAAACAAGUAGUCGCUGAUAAAACUCAGGCAGUGGACUCCCUGAAACAACAGAAUGAAAAGCUAACCACAGAACUCGCCAGCAGCCACAAAGACAGUGACAUCAUACUCAGUCUUAAAAAGGAGUGUGAGAAGCUCAAUGAUCAGUUGAAGGAGAUUAAAAUGAGAGAGGGCACUCUAUCAAGUGAAUCAGAAAAGGAGAAAGCAGCACUUCAGCAGUCUCUCCAAACACAGAGUGCCUUGACCUCCAAAAAGGACAAAGAAUUAGACUCUCUGAGAAAUGAGCUCAAAAAGGAGUGUGACAAACUCAGUCAUUUGAAGGAGAUGAAAAUGAGAGAGAGCACUUUAACAAGUGAAACAGAAAAGGAGAAAGAAGCACUUCAGCAAUCUCUCCAAACACAGAGUGCCUUGAUGUCACAAAAGGACAAAGAAUUAGACUCUCUGAGAAAUGAGAUGGCACAGAUUCUGCAGUCCUCUGUGAAGUCUCAUGAGAGUGAGAAAGCUCAGCUGCUGGAGCGAGUGAAGCAUCUAGAGAAGAGUCUGGCAGAUGCUCAAAUCAGCAGCCAGGGAGACACUUCCUCAGAUGAUUCUGCUCUGAAUCAGUGGAGGGAAGCAAAGGAGAAUGCUGAGCGUCAGGUUGAAUUUCUGAAUUCGGUUAUUGUGGAUCUGCAGCGGAAGAAUGACGAAUUGAAGUCUAAACUAGAGAAGAUGGCAGAGGCAGCACUCAAUGCAAAAACUUCUGGUGAAAUGGACAGCCAUAACAGUCACGUUGAGGCAACAAUUAAGAAGAAGCCCCCUCCCCGUCUCUUCUGUGACAUAUGCGACUGCUUUGACCUACACGACACUGAAGACUGUCCCACCCAAGACCAGAUGCUAGAUUCCCCCCCGCACACCACCUACCACGGCAGUCCCAAUGAUGAAAGACCUUACUGUGACAUCUGCGAGGUCUUUGGCCACUCGACUGAGUCCUGCAAUGACGAUCAAACUUUCUAGGGUCCUGCACUCACCCUUUCUCCUUUAGUUCCUUGCAAUACUGUACAUGCCUUGAAUCAAACAGUGCACAAGAGACUUUGUACAAGUGUGUGUGGUUUGUUUUCACUUGUGUGUUUACCAUCAUACCCCAUACAAACCUAAAUCUUCAGUCACUUUAAAGAAGCAUCUAAUGUUUAAACAGUAGCAUUUGUUGCACAGAUUGACUGUUAGGAGAAUUUUUUUUAAAGAUCACAGGGUUGCUUUGAAAGAACAUUGUAUUGAACGCUCAAAUAGAAGUGUAGAUGGUUAACCAUAAAAUGCGGCGAUGACCGAUAUGUAAAAGUCUUUGGACUUCAGUUCAAAGCUUGACUUCUCAAUGUCUCAUAUAUAUGAAAAAAGAAUGCUUUUCGCAUAUUAGUUUGGAUCCUGUAAAAUAAAUAUUAACAGAGUACAUUGUUCUAGAAUUGUGAAUAUAUAAUUUGUUCUGGGCAAAAAAAAAAAAUAAGUAAACCGGUAUGUUUCAAUCAUUGAAUGACUGUUAGAGCAAUUUUCAUGUUUUCUGAAAAUGUUGCACCAAAAAAAAAAAUAAAUAAAUAAAUGUAAUAUUAUUAUUAAUAUUGAUAAUAUUA
Messenger RNA from Myxocyprinus asiaticus (Chinese sucker), 6880 nucleotides. Its product is annotated as CAP-Gly domain-containing linker protein 1-like. Lineage: Eukaryota; Metazoa; Chordata; Actinopteri; Cypriniformes; Catostomidae. Gene Ontology annotation, cellular component: nucleus; cytoplasm; microtubule plus-end. Gene Ontology annotation, biological process: positive regulation of microtubule polymerization; cytoplasmic microtubule organization. The coding region runs from base 1416 to 6272 and encodes 1618 amino acids. The record is from RefSeq and is a predicted model, not a curated record. The transcript has 34 exons. Gene Ontology annotation, molecular function: microtubule plus-end binding.